Molecule: messenger RNA, 2282 nt
Organism: Hippopotamus amphibius kiboko
Lineage: Eukaryota; Metazoa; Chordata; Mammalia; Artiodactyla; Hippopotamidae
Gene: KEL
Product: Kell metallo-endopeptidase (Kell blood group)
Exons: 18
Coding region: 16-2175 (719 amino acids)
Biological process (GO): protein processing
Cellular component (GO): plasma membrane
Molecular function (GO): metalloendopeptidase activity
Source: RefSeq, a predicted model, not a curated record
GAGUGGGGGAGAGCCAUGCCCACCGAGGAAGCCGGUGGAGUGGAGACUCGCAGGAGACGGGAGAGACCUCCCGAAGAGGGGCUGCCCGCUGUACACAGCACACAGUGGGCGAUGGCCAGGCGGGCACUAAUCACAGGCCUGCUUGUCAGUGUAAUCCUUGGUGGUUCUCUGCUGCUUUGGGUUUACGUCUUCCAGGGCUGUGGUCCUUCCCCCUGUGAGACGCCUGUGUGUUGGGACCUCCUGAAACUUUACCUGGCCUUUGGGAACGCCAGUGUGGCCCCCUGCACUGAUUUCUUUAGCUUUGCCUGUGGAAACGCCAACAAGAUCAGUAGUUCUUUUCAGGCUAUUGAAAAGAGGAACAAGCGCCAACUUCAGAGAAUACUGGAAGCCCCAGGUUCCUGGCACCUGGCCUCUGGGGAGGAGAAAGCCUUCCAAUUCUACAACUCCUGCAUGGACACAGGUGCCAUUGAGGCUGCAGGGGCUGGUCCCCUCCGACAAGUUAUUGAGGAGCUCGGAGGCUGGCCAGUCUCCAGUAAUUGGACUUCCUUAGACUUUAACCGAACUCUAAGCCUUCUGAUGAGUCAGUAUGGUCACUUCCCAUUCUUCAGAGCCUCUUUGCGAACUUCUCCCAUCCCUCCACACACGCCAAUCAUCCAGAUAGACCCGCCAGAGUUUGAAGUUCCCUUCAAGCAAAGGCCGGAACUGGCCCAGAUCAUGCGGGAAUACCUGACUUACCUGAAUCGCCUGGGAAUCUUGCUGGGAGGAGAACCAAGCAAAGUGGGGGACCACUCCUCCUUUUCCAUCACCAUUAACUCGAACCUGCACCAGUUUCUGGGACCCCCAGAGCAGCAGCAGGCACAGAGAAAGCUCUUCCAGAUGGUCACAAUUGAACAACUGCAGGAAAUCGCCCCUGCCAUCGACUGGUUGUCCUGCUUGCAAGCAACAUUCACACCAAUGUCCCUGAGCCCCUCUCAUCCCGUCGCGGUCCACAACCUGGAGUAUUUGAAAAAAAUGUCUCAACUGAUUGAAAGUCAGCCGUCGAACCACAGGGACUUUCUGAAGAGCCACAUGAUCUUGGGGCUGGUGGGAACCCUCUCUCCAGCCCUGGACAGUAAAUUCCAAGAGGCACACAGAUUGCUGAAUCAGAAACUGGGGGAGCUGACAGGACGACCACCCAUGCCCACCCCUCCUCGCUGGAUGACGUGUGUGGAGAAGACAGAAGCCUUCUUCAAGCCUACGCUGGCAGCCUUGUUUGUCCAUGAGGCCUUCGGCCCCAGCACCCAAAGUGCUGCCAUGGAAUUAUUCGUUGCAAUCAAGGAUGCCCUCCUCGCUCGCCUCCAAACCAUUCCCUGGAUGGAUGAAGCGACCCGGGCAGAGGCCCAGGACAAGGUCAUCCAACUGCAGGUGGAGAUGGGGGCCCCGGAAUGGGCCCUGAAGCCAGACCCGACCAGACAGGAGUACAGCGACAUACAAGUUGGAACCAGCUUCCUGCAGUCCUUCCUGAGCUGCGGCCGAUCCCACCGAGCUAGAAUCAUCCAGAGUGUCCUGCAGCCUGUCCCUGGCCACAGCUUGCAGGUGCUCCCCUGGAGCGCCAAUGCUUACUAUUCAAUACCUGACCACGUGGUGGUCUUCCCAGCCGGAAUCCUCCAACCCCCAUUUUUCCACCCGGGCUACCCCAGGGCCGUGAACUUUGGCGCCGCUGGCAGUAUUAUGGCCCACGAGCUGCUGCACAUCUUCUACCAGCUCUUAUUGCCUGAGGGCUGCCCGGCCUGUGACACCCAUGCCCUGCAGGGGGUGCGACUGUGCCUGGAGCGCCACUAUGCUGCCUUUCCGUUACCCAAGGGGACCUCCUUCAAUGGCUCCCGCACAUACCUGGAAGAUGCUGCAGACAUAGGGGGACUGACCAUUGCACUGCAGGCAUACAACAAGAGGCUACUAUGGUACCGUGGAGAGACCACCUUGCCCAACCUGGACCUUAGCCCCCAGCAACUCUUCUUCCGAAGCUAUGCCCAGGUGUUGUGUAGGGACCCCAGCAUCCAGCACCCUCAGGACACGCACAGCCCUCCUACCCUUCGAACCCACGGGCCACUAAGCAACAGCCCAGCCUUCGCCAGACACUUCCACUGUGCCCAUGGUACCCUCAUGAACCCUUCCAGACGCUGCCAACUCUGGUAACCUGGCCGGCUCCCAAAGAGAUCUCAUUCCAGGUGUAUCGGCAUCUCCCUGCUCCAUCCCUGGAAUCGGGGCAACACCUCCUCUCCCCUUCUGUUCCACAAAUAAAA